Molecule: messenger RNA, 2464 nt
Organism: Megalops cyprinoides (Indo-Pacific tarpon)
Lineage: Eukaryota; Metazoa; Chordata; Actinopteri; Elopiformes; Megalopidae
Product: 4F2 cell-surface antigen heavy chain-like
Exons: 9
Coding region: 274-1827 (517 amino acids)
Biological process (GO): amino acid transport; carbohydrate metabolic process
Source: RefSeq, a predicted model, not a curated record
CCAGAUAAACAAAACAAUUUAUCAGAUAUCAUGCAAACUGAUGCCACUGUCUGUUUGCCCUUUUCAAGUUAAACCUUACAGCUAUUCCACACUUUUCAGGUUUCACGACAUGUAUCUCCACCUUAACAAGGUCAGGAGCCGUAGUAUAAGCCGGCUUUAUAAAUAAGACUGAAGCGCUCAACCCUACAAUAUACAGCAAAAUCAAGACAACUGGCACAGCACCUAGCGCAGCUUCCAGCACCUACUCAAGUUCUACGAAAUCAAAGCCCCACGAUGAGCAAAGACACCGAAGUGGACAUGAAAGACGUUGAGCUGAACGAGCUGGACCUGGAGAAGCAGCCCAUGACCGGCGGAGAGGUCGGGAGCAGCAAUAACUCUCCAGCCAGCACCGAGAAAAACGGCUGCGUGAAAGUGAAGGUCCCGGACGAGGGUGAUGUCAAAUUCACCGGUCUUUCGAAAGACGAGCUCAUGAAGGUCGCGGGGACUCCUGGGUGGGUUCGCACGCGUUGGGUCCUGCUGGCCCUCUUUUGGCUGGGCUGGGUGGGGAUGCUUGCCGGAGCCAUUGUUAUUAUUGUCCAGGCCCCACGGUGCAAGCCUCUCCCCAGAAUGGAGUGGUGGAAUGAGGGGCCCCUCUACCAGAUUUGGGAUGUGGAUGCUUUUGUGGGGCUGGCUGGCCUGCAAGGACUGGAGGAGAAGAUGGACAGCCUCAGUCAGCUGAAAGUGAAGGGAGUUGUGGUGGGUCCUCUGCACACUGUACAAAUGGACAAACCGGCCACGUUAGACCUUGAGGCAAUAGCGCCUGAGGUGGGAGUAGAGCAGGACCUGAAGAGCUUACUGGAGAAGGCUCACAAAAAGGGCAUCUCAGUGGUGCUGGAUCUGACCCCCAACUACAGAGGAAGCAAUCUCUGGUUCAGCAACGAAGACAUUGCCAGCACUGCUGAGAAGCUUAAGGCUGCCGUCCUACACUGGAUACAGUUUGGAGUGGAUGGCAUUCAGCUGGCUGGGAUUAAUGAUGUCAUCCACAUUGCUCCGGCUGCAUGGGCAGAACUGAGGGGCAUUGUGCAGGCCAACAGAACCGAAGGGGAGAAGAAUAGGGUGCUGAUUGGGGUGGCAGGGAGGAUCCCCGCUGCGGAUGCAUCGGCCCUGUUGGACAACAGUGGGGUGGACCUGCUGCUGCCCAGCGUGCUGCAGUUGGGCCAGCCUGGCAGUGUCUGGGCGCAGGCCAUCCAGAGCUUGUACUCCACCCACAACCAGACCAGCCUGGGCUGGAGGCUCGGCAGCCGGACCGAGGGCCACCUGGCCACACUCGUUGGGUCUAAGCUAGUCCGACUUUACCAGAUGCUUCUAUUCACCCUACCAGGAACACCAGUGUUCAACUACGGGGAUGAGAUUGGCCUGGCGAGUGAGCUCAUCACACAGUUUCCCAAGAUGGAGUGGGAUUUGCAGGAGGCUCUAGAGGAGAAGAAUGAGACAUUAAAGGCCGAAAAGGAGAGGAGGCUUUCCUUCCGCUCCUUCUUCAAGACCCUGAGUGACCUGCGGGGUAAGGAGCGCUCCCUCCUGCACGGGGACUUCCUGCCGCUCCACAACGCCACCACCUCGCUAGCCUUCCUGCGCCAGUGGGACCAGAGCCUGCGCUUCUUGGCUGCAUUCAAUUGGGGGGACGCAGCUGUCACCUUGAACCUGGCCCAGACUGGGCUUCCCACUGAGGCAACUGUGCGGCUCAGCACGGACCCAGAUGGGCCCGCAGUGGACAGUGCCGUGGAGCUGCAGCAGGUGGAGCUGGGGCCCAAGCAAGCCGUCCUGCUGCAGUUCCCCUUCACGGCCUAGCUGGCACAGCGCCCCCUCAAUAGAAGACUUUUUUUUAAGAUAGCAUUAAAAUAUGCCACGUUUCUCCAUUUUGAAGAGGUGCUGUUUGGUCUUUGGGAGAGGACCUGUUAUUUAAACAUUUUUUAAAUAUAUGGGCUUUUAUGACUGGAACAGAGAUGUCCCUAUAUACAUACAGUCCAUGCACUAAAUAUUAAUUUGAGCAGCAGUUGAAUUGAAAAUCCUCCCCCCAUCUGACUACUGUGGAAAACAUUCCAGUAAAAAGAGAAAAGCUAAUGGUGACAAGGCUGUUAACUUCCUGCUGUGGCAUUUUAUAGUUUGUAAGACAGUUUAGUUUAGGUCUUUUUUAAACCAUAGGGGAAUAUUUUGUGCUCUGUUCAAGUAGAAAUUCAGAUGUUAAAACAUCAAAGUUAGUUUUGGGAGGAGAAAUCAACUUCCUUCUCCGCUUGUACAGGGCACUGUCUUGUGAACUUGUAAACUGUAGAACCACGCUUAAGUGAUUUCUGGAAGUAAUGGUGUUUCUCAUAGAGAAGGAGAAGGAAAGGAAGGAUUUUUUCCCUUACACAUGCAGUGCUCUUCUAACCUUUUUUAACCUUAAAAAUUAAAAGCUUUUUGCAGAAAUAAAAGCCUGAAACUCAAA